Molecule: messenger RNA, 2230 nt
Organism: Stegostoma tigrinum
Lineage: Eukaryota; Metazoa; Chordata; Chondrichthyes; Orectolobiformes; Stegostomatidae
Gene: irx5a
Product: iroquois homeobox 5a
Exons: 8
Coding region: 240-1724 (494 amino acids)
Biological process (GO): neuron differentiation; regulation of transcription by RNA polymerase II; cell development
Cellular component (GO): nucleus
Molecular function (GO): RNA polymerase II cis-regulatory region sequence-specific DNA binding; DNA-binding transcription factor activity, RNA polymerase II-specific
Source: RefSeq, a predicted model, not a curated record
GUAGAAGGCGUCAGAAACCCUGAAUUUCUAACUUCCAGCUUGCCGGACCUUUUCCAAGCAGCUCUAUCGAAAGGAAAACUUCUGCAAGUAAACACUGGCAGAGUCAGCUGCUGAGAUCAGCGCAGAGCCAGACAAUCUGCCGGUGCAUGAUUCCAGCUCACAAACUCAUAUCAGAACUGUGGAAGUAGGGGGUUGAUUCGCACUCAUACACACAUACACACAAAACCAUAAUCUUAGCCAUGUCGUAUCCUCAGGGCUACUUGUACCAACCGUCAGCUUCUUUAGCUCUUUACUCGUGUCCGGCGUACAGCACAAGCGUAAUAUCGGGACCCAGGACGGAUGAACUCGGGAGAUCUUCUUCGGGAUCAGCGUUUAGUCCGUACGCCGGUUCGACAGCGUUUACAGCUCCUUCCCCAGGCUAUAACAGCCAUCUCCAGUACGGUACAGACCCGACCGCUGCUUUCACUUCCUACGUGGGCUCUCCCUAUGAUCACUCGACGGGAAUGGCUGGAUCUAUAGGAUAUCACCCGUACGCUGCUCCUUUAGGCUCUUAUCCCUAUGGUGACCCAGCUUACCGAAAAAAUGCCACCAGAGAUGCCACAGCCACCCUGAAAGCCUGGCUCAGUGAGCACAGGAAGAACCCUUAUCCCACGAAGGGCGAAAAGAUCAUGUUGGCCAUCAUCACCAAAAUGACUUUGACUCAAGUCUCCACCUGGUUCGCGAACGCCAGGAGAAGGCUGAAGAAAGAGAACAAGAUGACCUGGACUCCCAGAAACAGGAGCGAAGACGAGGAGGAAGAAGAGAACAUAGACCUGGAAAAAAACGACGAUGAAGAGCCGCCGAAAUCUUUAGAAAAGGGAAACUCGUCGGAAUCAGAAUCAGGGAAUCAGAAAACGAACAUAGUAGAAAUCGCCUGUGAAAGAUUUGAGGAACAAGAUCCUAGCAAAGAAAGUGGGCAGAUCCUUUGCGAUUCGGAAUUAAAAGGCGCAGAGGAAAGAGAAACCAUUCACUCUCCCAAAGCCACCACUUCUUCCCUGGUUGUGCCUCCUGGAGCUGAGCUCUUACACGAAAGCAACGACCCCGAAUUGGAAAAUGCACAUACAAACCGAACUCACAUUCUUCCGAGUAACACAGCGAACUGCAAUGUGACUUCAGUCAUCCAUUCCCCCCCGGCAACAAGCUCCAAGCCCAAACUCUGGUCUCUGGCGGAAAUCGCCACCUCGGACAAGUCGAAGGAACAGAGCGAGCCACUGCAGAGUGCGUGCCCGGGUCAGGGUUGCGCCGUGUCGGCCAGCGCCUCGUCUCCGUCCCGUUCCCCUUGUCCUUACCCGAACAGCGCCGUGCUGGGUCGGCCUCUCUACUACACCUCGCCCUUCUACACGGGCUACACGAACUAUGGCAGCUUCGGGCACCUUCACAGCCACCAUGGAGGUAACAGCACAACACACUUCAGUUCCAAUGGAUUAAGCCAGACUGUCUUAAGCAGAGCAGAGGCUCUGGCAAAACUCUGUCCGGAAGCUAAAACAAAGAGCCCGGCACAAAUAGAUCAUUGCAAGGACACAUCGUCUUAUGAUUUGAAGAAAGAAAGUCACAGCAAAGGAGGAUGGAUCUUUGGGACUGCCACCUUAGUUGAAGAACACAACAUCCAGGAGUAUUCAUCAGGAUGUGUCAACUUGGAUCAGCUGGGAGUGUUCAUGUCUCUGAAAUGCAAGUUGGCUGGUUGAAGUCCCCCUUCAUAGACCUUAGGACAGUAUUGUGGAGUGUACCUUGGCCGGUUUGCUGCUGAGCCUGUCUUUCCAACCGAUACUACGUGCUGACAUUGAAUUUGAUGGAUGGAGGCAUGGGGUCUUCAUGGUUCAUGUUCCCCCUGCAAUAUGCUACUCUAACCUGUACUUCCUGUUUGAACACCAAGCUGAAGAAGAAAGAGAAAGACUGAGGCAGGAGAGAGAGAAAUCAUCAGUAUGAAGACAGCAGAGGUCUGAAGCAUAAGUGGUAGCAAACACAGCAUCAAUAGACUGAUGGUGUAACACCCAAGAGCUCAAAGCAAAUGCCAAGAGGAGUUGAUCUUCACAGGGAACAAUAGAUUGGUGGAAAAAAUUAGUUGGACAGCUUUCGAUUGAAUGUUCAGGGUGAGUUCUUCCCUUGUGGUUUGUUAUCCCUGAAGAGAAGAAACCACCCAUAUAUUUUGGUUUGUAGCAAUCUAUUUAUAUCGAAGUAUGCUGUAUGGGUC